CCUGCAGACCAAGCGCAAAGUAGAAACUGAAAGUACACUGUCGGCUGAUCCUACGGAAGUUAUGGGAAAGGCAAAGCGCAGAGCCGGACCGUGGUGUGUGACGCCCCCCCUGGGAUGGAUGAAACAGCAGGCGCGGCGUGGGUAGGAGGAACCAGCUGCAGAGACUGCCCUAGCCGGCACGGACUCCCGGCAACUCCGCGGAAGACCAGGGUCCUGGGAGUGACUAUGGGCGGUGAGAGCUUGCUCCUGCUGCAGUUGCGGUCAUCAUGACCACGCCCGCCUCCCGCAGACCAUGUUCCAUGUUUCUUUUAGGUAUAUCUUUGGAAUUCCUCCCCUGAUCCUUGUUCUGUUGCCAGUAGCAUCAUCUGAUUGUGAUAUUGAAGGUAAAGACGGCGGAGCCUAUCAGAAUGUUCUAAUGGUCAACAUCAAUGAUUUGGACAGCAUGAUAGACUUUGAUAGCAAUUGCCUGAAUAACGAACCUAACUUUUUUAAAAAACAUUCAUGUGAUGAUAAUAAGGAAGCUUCGUUUUUAUAUCGUGCUGCUCGAAAGUUGAAGCAAUUCCUUAAAAUGAAUAUCAGUGACGAUUUCAAUCUUCACCUAUCAACAGUUUCACAGGGCACAUUAACACUGUUGAACUGCACCAACAAGGAAGAGAAUAAGUCUUUAAAGGAACAGAAAAAACAGAAUGACCUGUGUUUCCUAAAGAUACUACUACAAAAGAUAAAAACUUGUUGGAAUAAAAUUUUGAGGGGUGCUAAAGAACAUUGAAAAAUACGGAGUGGCAAUAUAAAAACUUAAGAGCUUUAUUUGUAUCCUCCAAGAAUCUAUCUGCUUAUGCAAUUUUCCAGGGUAAAAUGCCUUCUGGAAGUUACUGAAUGCAUCCUGGUAAAAACGGAUUAUGGCAAUUGAGAAAUCCUUACUGUAGUGCUAGAAGAUGGACAUAAACAGUGGAAACCACUGCAACCAACAGUGGAAACGCUGCAAUCAACAAACUAUUUCACAUGCAUGAGGACAUAUAUCAAUCGGUAUUAAUUCUGAACUGAUUUUUGUAAGAUAAUCUAUGUAAGAUAUUAGUUGCAAUAAUACUUUUUAAACCUGUUUAAAAUUUUCAGAAGACAUAUAAAUUCUGUGAAAUGUAUAAAGUUUACAAGGAUUAAAAAUUAACAUUUCAUUAUUACCAAUUGUAUGGCCUACUAUGCAUCAGCAUACUGCAAUGAGAGUGGAAAUUGUCAUCUGUGCUGGAAAUGUUUCAGAGUUACAGUGAGAUAUGCAUAAGGCCCAUGAGAACAAGAGUCAUACAGCUUAAAGAAGCAGUAGCAUAAAGGAAUCCAAGAUAAUUGAGAGAUGUAAUUAAACAUGAAUGUAUAACACAGUGCCUUUAAUAAAUGAUAUAACAGAUGUUUUAAAAUGAAGAUAAAGAAUAAUUUCACAAAAUAGAAAGUCAUCUGUUCUAAGAAUGCUAAACCAUAGUACUAAGUUACUUUUGUCAUUUAUGUGUAAUAAAAUUUGUCUAAAUGAGUUUGCAAUUUGGGAACUAUAUUUUUAAGAGAAUAAUAUAUGUUGGCCUUUUAAUUAAUGGAAUGUACAUAUUUAAUUUUGACACUCUAUUUGUAUAUAAAAAUAUUUUCAUACAGUAUUACAAUUGCUUACUUUGGAUAACAUUUCUCCUUUGAUAAUAAAUGACCUAUGUAUUAACACUGUCAGAUUCACUUAAUGAAUCCCAAUAGGAGUUUUGUUUGUUUGUUUUUUGGCUGUACCAUGCGGCUUGCAGGAUCUUAGGUCCCCAAGUAGGGAUCGAACCUGGGCCCCCUGCAGUGGAAGUGCAGAGUCCUAACCACUGGUCCGCCCAGGAAUUCCCCCAACAGAAUUUUUUAAGAUCAAGAUUUUUAAUACUGCACCACUAUUUGAUUUCUCACUUUCACUGAAAUAUAACCUUUAUUCUCUUAUUAUUGAGAAUGUACAUGAGACCUGGACCGCCAAACUAUACAAGAACAGGAACACUGCUUUACCUCCCAUGUUAAAUUUUGGUCUUUUUAAAGAAACUUUUGUAUAUACCAGAUGCAGCUUAGAAAGGUUUGCCAACAGUCUUCACUUACUUAUAAAGGGAACUGAAAACACUAUUCUAGGCAAGCCAAGAGUUCUAAAACAGCCACCACGGCCUCAUCACCACCUGGUUAAGAGCUGACUGGCUUUAUUUGAUCUACUGACGAUGCUCAGGUGCCAUCCUCAAUGUGUGGAGGUAAGACCUUCCUCUCAGUUCGUGUCUGUCUCUCUGCAUCUCUUUCUCACUCUCCCCAACCUAUAUGGAGUUUCUUCCUCACUGGUGCAAGUAGCUGUAUAGAAUUGUACAGACUGUUGUAUAGAAUUCACUGAUUACCCCAUUAAUGAGGUGUUGACUCAGCUAUGUUUUCUAUUUGGUUUUCAUUAUUAACUCCAGAAAAGGGAGUUUACUAACACUUUGUAGGAGCAAAUGAUUCUUCAGCAAGCUUUUUCUUCAGAUGGACUUUUCAAAGUAGGCUAUUCUUCCUUACACCACUAAACAGGUCAACUAUGUGGUACAUUUCCACCCUGAUGAACUGGUGCUAUUGGUAAACCAUCAGCUAUGAAAUGGUAAAAUUUUAAAUUUCUAAAGGGAAACUUAAAACUGUUCUUUAAGAUGUUUCCUUGAAGGCUGUUUAUAACGUUCCCAACAGUGUUGAAAAAAUUCUGUGAUUGUGGCAAAAUAAGGAACAAUAUUUUAAAGUGCUUUAUUACAAAUUAUUAAAAUUUU
Molecule: messenger RNA, 2771 nt
Organism: Aethalodelphis obliquidens (Pacific white-sided dolphin)
Lineage: Eukaryota; Metazoa; Chordata; Mammalia; Artiodactyla; Delphinidae
Gene: IL7
Product: interleukin 7
Exons: 5
Coding region: 293-769 (158 amino acids)
Biological process (GO): immune response
Cellular component (GO): extracellular region
Molecular function (GO): interleukin-7 receptor binding; growth factor activity
Source: RefSeq, a predicted model, not a curated record